Messenger RNA from Olea europaea var. sylvestris, 1626 nucleotides. RefSeq lists its product as uncharacterized. The record is from RefSeq and is a predicted model, not a curated record. The transcript is spliced from 7 exons. Bases 1 to 1626 code for a protein of 541 amino acids. Lineage: Eukaryota; Viridiplantae; Streptophyta; Magnoliopsida; Lamiales; Oleaceae.
AUGGCGAGAACAAAUAAGCCAGAGGGAACUGCAAGCCGAGGAGUAUUAAUUGAAGUGAAAUGUGAAGUGGUGAAGGAUGAUUGGCUUUUUUCUCAUUGUUUUCACGUGAAACAUGCAUUUGAUUUUUUUCAGUACAGAAUGACAUCCAUAUCAUUUUAUGAAAUCGUUGUGGAUACCAUGGACAUGGUAUGGAUAUCGAUUUGUUAUCCAAUUGAAUAUGAGCAGACAUUUGAAGUUAAGGAGGCAUUGAAUAUCGAUACGAGUCUAUACAAAAUAGAGAUUUCAGUUCUUCUCCCGAUAAUAUCUAAAACUCUAGCUGCACCAAUCAUAAUUGAUUGUGACAACAACGUGAAGUUGUUUAUAUCUGCCAAUGGUAAAGAACAAAUUGGAAAUAUGAAUAACGAGGAGGAACAUGAUCGAACAUACAACGAUGGUAAUGAUGACAAUGGUGAUGGAAUAUUUGUAGAUUAUAAUGGUUUUGAUGUAAGUGAAGAUAGUCUCCGAAGAUUAGAUGACGAAGUUAAUUCUCAUGUGGCAAAUGACAAUAAUUUUGAGUUACACACGCAUGAACCUUAUAGUAGGAAUAUAGUGAAUGGUAAUGAUGUCGAAAGUACUCAGAUUGUAUCUGCAAGUUUGCUAGCUGUGAAGUGCCACUUUUACUACAAAGCUAAGAACUCAAAUAAGAGCACUUAUACAAUUGUUUGUAUUGAUGAAAAUUGCAAGUGGCGCUUACGAGCAACCAAGAUUGUAGAAAGUCCCAUUUUCGAAGUUCGAAAGUACAAUGGUCAUCAUUCUUACUCCAUGAGUGUUCAUCACAGAGAUCAUAGGCAUGCUUCAUAUAUGAUUACUGGAAACCACAUCGCUCCUAAGUAUGAAGAUGUUAACCGAGUUUACAGACCAAGGGACAUUAUUAAUGACAUUCGUCGAGAGUUCGGCAUAAUCGUAAGUUAUACUAAAGCGUAUAUGGUUAAAAAUUUUGCUUGUGGACUGAUUCAUGGGAAACCUCGUGAGAGUUAUACGAAAUUGCCAGCAUAUUGUCAUGUUUUGGAGAUGCAAAAUCCUGGUACACUGACAUUCAUUCAUACUAAUGAUGAUCGGCACUUCAAGUACCUUUUUAUGGCAUUGGGACCAAGUAUACAUGGGUUCCUAAACUCAAUGCGAAAGGUUAUUUCUAUAGACGGUGCAUUCUUGACAUCGAGAAUGAAAGGUGAUCUACUCAAGUUGCGGUUAAUAACAGGUGAUACGGAUGACCUUGUGAUUAUAUCUGACCGUGCAAUGUGUAUCAAAAAUGGAGUUAGAAAUAUGUUUCGAUUUGCUUAUCAUGGUAAUUGUACAUAUCACUUGCAAAAGAACUUGAAGACAAAUUUUUCACAGUGUGAUGUUGUAACUUUGUUUAGGGCAGCGUCGGAGACUUAUACUGUAAUCGAAUUUGAGCCCUACAUGACAGCUCUAUACAGUAAAAAGGAGGGCAUCAAAGAGUAUCUAUUAGAAGAAGAUUUUCAUUAUUGGGCUAGAGCGCAUUUUACCGGGAUACGUUACAAUAUCAUAACUACAAAUAAUACGGAAUCUAUAAAUGGUUUGUUGAAGAGUGCUCGAGAGCUUCCCAUAGUUGGUUUAAUAGAAUAG